This is a messenger RNA of Brassica napus (rape), 3941 nucleotides long. RefSeq names its product replication protein A 70 kDa DNA-binding subunit A-like. Gene Ontology annotation, cellular component: nucleus. The transcript is spliced from 10 exons. Bases 572 to 2020 code for a protein of 482 amino acids. Lineage: Eukaryota; Viridiplantae; Streptophyta; Magnoliopsida; Brassicales; Brassicaceae. The record is from RefSeq and is a predicted model, not a curated record. Gene Ontology annotation, molecular function: DNA binding. Gene Ontology annotation, biological process: DNA recombination; DNA replication; DNA repair.
GCAUUUUAACAUUUAUAUAAAUAUAAAUCAUAGCCUAAAUAUAAAUAAUUUAACAAAUUAAAUUAGAAAAAAAUAAAAAUCCCGGGCGUAGCCCGGGUUAAUCCCUAGUCUAUACUAAUAAAGUAGAACAGAAACACUCCAGAGGCUGCCACGUCAGCAGACCCCGUUCGUUUUGCUGACACGUGUCGAAGGGAGAGGGGAUUUCGUUUUUUUCUUACGCGAGAGUUUGGUUACGGGAGGAGAUUUGGUUUUGUUUGGGCUUUUGUUUUUACUUUGGGCCCAAGUGAUGUUGCUAGGGUUGACGUAUGCUCACGGCGUUGCCAUUUCCGCCUUCCUCUUUCCAUCGUUUUUGCUUUCUCACCUCUCUGUAACGUAGUCUUCAUUGAAAUCGAUCUUUAAUUCGAUCAUCAAUUUUCACCCCACCUCUCUUCCCACUCCAUCUCAUUUGCUCUUAUGGACGACCCGGUUUUGUAACAGAUCGGAGGUGGCGCUAUAAAUACGUGUGUCUUGGAGCGAUGAGGAUCUACAGCUCUGAGAUUUAUAGCUUAAGCAAUCCGACGCGCCUUCCGAUAUGUCUUCAUAUGUUCUUCUCGCUAACUUGAGAGCAGGCCGUUGCUCAAACACCGCUGAAGUUCGUCUUCUGAGGUUCUGGGAAGCUCGCAACGUCAGGAAAGAUGGAGAGCUUAUGAGCCUUGACAUGCUUCUCCUUGAUGAACAGUCUACGCUGAUACACGGGAGCAUCAACUCAAGCCGCGUUGACACUUUCCGGAGGCGGCUCAGUGAAGGCUCCGUCUACUCUCUCAGUGGUUUCGACGUGGCACGGGCUAACCCAAAAUACCGACUCUCUGACUCUCCGGUGUCCAUACGCUUCAAUGAUGGAACUUUUUUUGAGCCAAAAACUGACUCGGACAAGGACAUUCCGACUGAGUUAUUCAGGUUUCGCAGCCAUGAACAGUUUCUGGCAUUGGCAAAUACUAACAGAGAACUCCCAGAUAUCGUUGGUGGAGUAAGUUCCGUGAGGAGCACGAUCACCGACGGUCUACGCGGUCCUCAGCGUGUAAUGGUGACUCUACGUUUGGAAGGGGAUGUCAAUGUUUGUGUCAGUAUGUUUGAUGAUCGUGCUGUAACUUUCCAAACUAAGUUUGACGAGCACGUCUCUAAGCCAAGGGUUAUACUGUUUACAAGUAUCAAUCCCAAAGUUGUUGGAGGGAAGCUUUUUCUCAACGCUACGUCUGGUACGCACUUUUAUUUCGACCGUGAAACAUCAGCUGGAAAAGAGCAUUAUGAAAAGCUGGUUGGUGAUGGAGCCAAUUCGAGCUCUUCUAAAUCAAAAGUGGUCUCAGCUCAGAAAAUCGAGCCCUUGACCGUUGCUGAACUGAACCAAUAUGUCCUUGCCGCUGACCCACAGGAUAUUGAGUUCCUAUGCAAGGCCGAGGUGACCAGUCUUCAGUCGGAUAAGGGAUGGUGCUAUAUCGGAUGCUCCAAAAGCGCAAAGAAGCUUCAGCGGGAUGAAACAUCUUUCACUUGUCUCUCGUGUGAUAGGGAGAACGCUACGGGUGUGUUAAGGUAUCGGGUGGAGUUCUCGGUGGCGGACCAUACGGAUGAGGCUGUAUUUGUAGCAUUUGAUACAGAGAUUGCUAAGCUAACCAACAUCCAAGCAUCUGAGGCUGCACAUAUUUUUGGUGCGGGUGUGAAUGCUAGGGUCGACAGCGACUUCCCUCCGUUCUUGAAUGAAGUAGUUGGAAAAACUUUCACUUUCCAGCUCAAGUUGGGUCAGUUCAACUUCACCUCCAAGCACCAGAGUUUCACUGUCUCCCGUAUAAUAAGUGAACACGAGAGAGCGCCAUUGCCAGCGUUUGUUAACGAUGGGGGUGAUCAUGGACCAGCUGACAAUGGAGAUGGUGUGGCACCAAAGAUUGAUGAGAGUACCGUUGUCAGCAACAAUGCAUCGGCAUCAAAUGUCCCAUAUCACGGUUCUCAGGCUGCAAAAAACAGAAGCUUGUCAAUGAUGGGAACGUGAAGAAGAAGGCACACAAGGAGUAGAUCAACCUGGAUUGCAUCAUUUCCCACCGCUUACCUAUCAAAAAAUGCUUUAUCUUUUGUUCAUCUUUUUAAUUUAAACUCUUUAGUUUCUUUUUUCCUAAUAUUAUAGAUUUGAAUUCUAUGUCUGGUGGAUGUUUUAACGAAUGCAAUCUGAUCUUUUUCUUUCGAUAUUAUACAGUCUUCCGUUUUGGUGCUUUGAUAUUAACCUAAGAUGCUCAAAAUAUUUGUUAUCCUUUAUGCUACACAUUGUACUUUCAGUUUGCAAAAAUAAAAUAAAAACAUAACAAUUUUUAAAUUUAAAGAUCAUGUAAAUCAUUUGAAGGCGAAGUUUAAUAUUUGUGGCCAUGUUGAAUCAACCAUAAAAUAUUAAAAUCAUGUAAAUUGGGCUUUCCGUGUAAAUUAUAAACCAAAUACACUCUAAAUUCUAAACCAACUAAUUAUGUGUUAAAGUUUUCACCAUGUAUCUGUGCUGAUAAAAAAAACAAUGAAUAGGAACCUAAUUAUUAUAUGCGCUGCACACUAACUUAUAUUGUUCUAAUAUGGAGCAGAUAUUGCUUGGCACUGAAGUUAUUUAAGAUCGAACGUACAUUCAUUGGCACUAACUUUAAAAUAAAGUAUGAGCUAUUUUGUGAUUUACCUUAAAAGAAAAAAAAAAUUAGAUUAGCCUCUUUACCAUGCAGAGUAAAAAAGUUUAUAGAAAACAGUAACGGUUAACGAUAGGUCUUUCAGCUACACACCAUCAUUAUUUUACAUUUAACGUUAGAGUCAAUUAAAUACACAUUACUCAGCUGUUACGUACUUUUACUGGAUCAAUAUCUAAUAUACCUAACACAAUUACAUAUCCCAAGACUAUUCUAAAAUUACAAACUCUUAAGCAUGGUUAAGGCAACCGCUAAAGCUAGAUGCAAGAACAGCAAAGGAGGUGUCUCAGAUAAUCAGUCUCAGUCUGAAGCAUCGAGUUCAACAGCAUCAACCGUCAAGAAGAGUGGUUACAUAAGAAAAGCAAGUCUGUUAUUCACAAACUUCUGUUCUUCUGUUUGCUGGCAUUUCCUCUUAUUUUUAUUUUGUUUUUUUCUGUUUGUGGAAGAUUACUCUGUUUUGUCUAUAAAGAUUUAGAUUUCCAUGCUAAAAAAGUUAAUGGAUACUUAAAAAAGUUAUAACAUUUCUUAUCGUGAAAAAGUAAAAAACUUUAUUAUUGGAUUGUUGUUGCUUGCUUUCACUGAAGAACGCAGGAACGUGGAAAAACAAAAUCAGUACGCAACAAUCUUGAUGACUAUUUGAAACCAAGUUUUCAGGGUUAUUAAAAUGACUUACGACUUAUCUACAUUUAGGCCUCGGCCUAUCUAAUAUUCAUUCAAACAUUACCUAACUUUCAAAAAUGAAGUAAAUUCAGCACAAACAACUAACUCCAAAACAUGGCUACAUAAAAAACAUAAGAAUUACAGCAAAAAUGCAACCGCCCCGGGCGGGCAUGCCACUAGUAAAAAAUAAAGUAGGAUUGGAGAUGUCUUCAGUGGUUACCAACACAUCAACCUAAAUUUGCAUUGGCUGAAGCACUACAACCAAUAGCAAAACAGUGGAAUGAAGAUAAUCUGCUACCUACUAUUAACAGAAGACGAUUGUAAUGCAGCUAGACGCAUAUACAUGCCUACAAAGUGAGGGAAAAUUUUUAACCACAUCCUUUUCAAUUGCUCGUAUGUACUUGACACUUGGAAUCUAUCAACUAUAUCAACAAUGUGUCUACAACUAAUAUCUAAAGUCUAGAGAACAACAUAACAUCCAUGUUAUCACUACUUAUAUUGCCUACAACCAGGUCCGGUUAUGGGAGGAAGCUAGGGGGGAAACAUGAGCUUUCCGGCUCUCAAUAGUCAAUAUCAUCAAAUAUUUUCAAUUCUCAA